AGGACGUGACAACCGUCACUAUGAAACCGAAAGAAGUAUAAACAAAAUCCAAUUUUCUAUAAAUAGAUUCUCUGUCUCCUCGCUUAGAAAGGUCUUAUGCAUAACAAGUGAGUACACAACACACGGGGAACAUGGCCACAACUGCACAAGAAGUAUAUCCAGAUAAAGAACCAUCUACAUCUACAUCGGAUAAAAAGGAAGACGAGCAGAAACAGCCACCUGACCAAUCUGACAUUGCCAGUGAACCAUGGCACGAACUGGACGUUUCCGAAUGGAAUGAAAAGGGUAUGGAACGGCUUCUAAAAGAGGUAGAAGGUUAUACUCCUAUAAAACAGAACGAUAUUCCCUCAGAGAAGAUUCCGAAUGUCAACUUUCUGCUGAUGGGACGAAUAUCCUCCGGGAAAUCCAGCUUUGUCAACACCGUGGACUCCGUUCUCAAAGGGAGGUUGUCAAUUAGAUCACGUGCCGGAUGUUCAGGCUCCAGCUUAACAAAAUCGCUCGAUAUUUACAAGCUGAAGACUUCUAAGCAGCAACCUUUAAACUUUCGCUUGUAUGAUUGUCGCGGAUUGGAAGAGGAACAAAGUCUCAACUCUCGGGAUGUUGAAGCCAUUCUGGAUGGGCAUGUGUUGCACGAUUACGUGUUUAACCAAAGUACACCCAUAACCAAAGACUGUAUUAAAUUCAGGAAAGAUCCAAAUAUGGCGGAUCGUGUACAUUGUGUGCUUUUUGUAAUUGAUGGUUCCAUUCCUCCCGAGAUAACAAUGUCUCAAAAUGUUGAGAAGCAAAUUAAAGAAUUCCAGGAAAUGAUGAACAGAAAAAAAAUUCCACAGCUGAUUCUCCUCACCAAAAUGGAUAUAUUGUCCACCAUCAAAGGCGAUGUAUCGAAAUUGAUUCGCAGUAAAAGCGUUCAGGAAAUGCGGGAAAAGGUCGCCAUGUCAUUGGGUUUGCCACCCUAUACCGUGCUUCCUAUGCAGAAUAUCGCAAAUUCUCGAACCGUCUCCACAGAUCUCAAGAUCUUGACUCUAUAUAACUUGUGUCAAGCCUUACAUGCUGCCGACGACUACCUUGAAAAUUUUGAGGAUGAAAUAAUGGCGGAUAUCUAUAAAGGAGCGCAAGUGAAAUCCAAUCGCGAUUAGUUCAGAAUUAUAUAUCAGAGCAAUAGAGAAAUACAUAAACUUCAUGGUUAAUUGUCCAGCUGCUACAAUUACUUCUGUUUAAAGAAGACCCUUAGAUCUGAUAGGGUACUUUGAUAUAAAAUAUGACAAUACACGUGUAAAAGAGUGGAUGUGUGAUGAAUGUGAAUUUUCAUGUAAUUAUCUGACAUGUUGACCUUUUUUUGAUAUUACAGUUUUUGAAGAAAAGAAGAUAAUUGAAAUAAGACAUCUUUUUAAAAAGUGAUAAAAAUAGUAGUACCUGUAGAUGUAGCUAGAUGGUAUAAGACGGAAACCCUGAUCUUCACACAAUUUUACCCAAGAGACGACAGAAUUUUAUAACUGAGUGCAUUAGUUAGUUAUGAAUAAGCGUAUGUACAUCGUCAUCAGUGGCGUUCCUUUCUUGUGGUUAGCCUAUCAUUCCUGAUACAUGCUACAGAUGUUUAAUAUUCUACCAUGAUUCCUAGUGAUACUACAAUACACCAAUAACUAAUUUGAUCGUACAAGCAGUAAGCAGUAGGAUUUAUUAUUCCUUAUUUAUCUAUUUUGUAUUGCUUAUAGGAGUUAUGAGAUUGAUCAAUGUUCGUUAUCGUCAUCUUUCAUGAUUUCUAAUAUUCGUCCAAAAUGAACAUCGGAUACUGAAUUCCAAUACAAAAUAAAUGAAAAUUAAGGUUUGUCUUAAUUUUUACUCUUGGUUGUUGCUCACUGCAAGGAUUUCUCCACCUUUCUGACACUGAAAUCACAAAGUGAAGAUAACGAAUAGUAGUUAAUCUCAUAUUCGACCACGGUUAUUGAAAACAUCAAAGGGAUGCCGCGGUCAUUAUUCUCGGUUUUAUACAUGUACUUUAAUACGUAAUAAAUGAUUAUAAGAACAUUGAUACACAUCCCACUUGCACUUUGUGUUUUGCUAAUACAGCAUAGGAGUCGAUAUCUGAUAAUUCAAUCUUAUAUUCAAUAAAAUUAAUAUAUAA
Ostrea edulis (European flat oyster) is the source of this 2122-nucleotide messenger RNA. Its product is annotated as interferon-induced protein 44-like. The record is from RefSeq and is a predicted model, not a curated record. The coding region runs from base 132 to 1136 and encodes 334 amino acids. The transcript is spliced from 6 exons. Gene Ontology annotation, molecular function: GTP binding. Lineage: Eukaryota; Metazoa; Mollusca; Bivalvia; Ostreida; Ostreidae.